Molecule: messenger RNA, 1044 nt
Organism: Chlorella variabilis
Lineage: Eukaryota; Viridiplantae; Chlorophyta; Trebouxiophyceae; Chlorellales; Chlorellaceae
Exons: 3
Coding region: 1-1044 (347 amino acids)
Cellular component (GO): membrane
Source: RefSeq, a predicted model, not a curated record
AUGGGCCUCGCCACGCCCUUGUCGUACCUCUGCUCGGGCGUGGUGCUGAACAUCAUCUCCCAACUCAUCACAGACACCAGCUUCUCCGCCCCCGAGGCCCACAUCAUCCCGGCCGUCAAGUUCACGGCCACGCUGGUGGGCGCGGCGCUGCGGCGGCCGCGCGGCGUGCGGCCGGCGGCCACCCCCUCCCAGCGCCGCCUGAUGGCGGCCAUCGGCCUGCUGGACGCCUCCGCCUACACGCUGUACUGCCUGGGCUUCUUCGCCUGCGGCGCCACCCUGGCCAACCUGCUGCUGUCGGGGGUGGGCCAGGUUCUCACGGCGGCGCUGACGCGCUGGGUGCUGCGCCGCCGCCUGACGGGCGGCCAGCUGGCAGGCAUCGCCUUUGUGGGCCUGGGCCUCGCCGUGCGCGCCGCCCCGGCCUUCCUGCUCGGCGCCGCCGCCCCCAACGACGGCGGCGCGGCCGCGGGCGCCGCGCUGUCGCGCGAGCAGCUGGUGGGUGCAGCGCUGGUGGGGCUGGCCGCCCUGCUGUACAGCAUCCUGGGCGUGGCCUAUGAGAAGCUGCUUAAGGGCGAGCCCGCGCCGCCGCCCAAUGCCGAGAUCAUGUGGCACGUCUCCAUACUAGGCUUCCUGGCCAGCGCCGCCUACCAGGCCCUGUACACCCUCCCCAACUGGGACCGGCUGGUGGCGCAGCGCAUGGCCGCCAGCGGCACCUCCCCGCGCUACCUCGUCGCCCUGCUGGCGCUCUUCGGCGCCCUCUUCAACCUGCACAUGCUGGUGCAGGCGGCGGUGUUCAAGACGGAGGGCGCCAUCGGCGUGGGCCUGGUGAACGCGGUGCGCGGCGCGGUGAUCACCGUCACGGUGGCGGCGCUGUUCUGCAGCCCGGCGCGGCCCCACCUGUGCCUCACGCCGCAGACCAUCCUGAGCGCCGCCAUCACCACGGUGGGGGGCGCUGUGUAUGUCCUGGCGGGCAGCGGGCAGCAGCCGCCGCAGCCGGCCAAGGCGGCAGCGCAUGGGGCCGCAGCGGAGGACAAGAAGGAUAAAUGA